Messenger RNA from Centropristis striata (black sea bass), 650 nucleotides. Its product is annotated as protachykinin. The coding region runs from base 1 to 357 and encodes 118 amino acids. The transcript is spliced from 6 exons. NCBI's taxonomy places the organism in Eukaryota, Metazoa, Chordata, Actinopteri, Perciformes, Serranidae. The record is from RefSeq and is a predicted model, not a curated record.
AUGAAGCCCUGUGAUUCACACAGUAAUUGCCGGAGGGUCGCGUCUACCAACAUCAUCCACUCCAGCUUAAUGGAGCUGAUUAAACUUUUUCUUAUAGUUUUGCUGCUUCUGACGAAUGUUUUCUGUGAAGAAAUGGAUGCUGACAACUGGAGGGAAGACUUCGAAGGGAACAAAUUGCCAAACUCUGAAGAAAUUCAAGAUAUAUUGUUCAGAAUGACUAGAAAACCAGGACACCGCCAAUAUCUUGGACUCAUGGGGAAGAAAGACUCAGCAAAAUCGCAGACAGCACGUAAACGGCACAGAUUUCAAACCUUUGUGGGUCUGAUGGGUAAAAGGGGCUUUCAGAACUCGGAUUAAGGAGCCCAGUGAGCUGCACAGAAGACUGGACAUCUGCAUGUGUUUAAUUACUUUGUAUAAUUUUAAGGCUGACGACAAAAAAAAAAAAAAAUUUGUGUCAUUAUUUCAUGAGCAAAAAUCCCAUUUAACAGCUAAAUUUCAGACUUUCCGAUGCUAAUCCUUUAAGGCAAACAGCGCCACUUGCUGUUGAAAUAAAGUGAUGAGAAAUUGUAAAAAAAAUAAUGAUCAAAAAUUCAACAUAUGAUGGAAGAAAAAGUUAUUCAUUAUAAUAGAACAUUUUUCAAAGAAACGAG